This is a messenger RNA of Effrenium voratum, 1473 nucleotides long. The record is from the annotation of a GenBank genome assembly. Lineage: Eukaryota; Dinophyceae; Suessiales; Symbiodiniaceae.
AUGGAGAACUUGAUGCAAAGGUUCCCAGAGAAGAAGUAUGAUGCCACUAACUACAUUGAAAGCUGCUGCCUUUGCCUUUGGUGCCCCUGCAUGGGCUGGCAGUCGAAGACGCUGCACCUGGAGCAGGAGGAGGUGGUGGCCAAGACGAGGAACUGCUGCUGCACCAGCAACCAGCGCCGGCCCUACGCUCAACUGGGCUCCGUGGAGCUGCACGACACCUGCUGCGGGCUCUGCGUGGCCAUGAGCUCAGACCUGAACCCUGUGAAUGAGAAAGGCGAGGGGGGCAUCCGACCCUUCUUCGGCACUGACCGGACCUACACCGAGGAGCUUUGCAAUGAGCUCCGCGCGCGGAUGGAGGGCCGUGGCGAUACUGCUCAGCGCAAGCAGCAAACCUUCCUGAUGGAGUGGGUCACGAAGAUGACCGCCCAAAUGCCCCUGAUCCUAGCCAAGAAGGGCGUCCAGUGGCCGCCCAGCGAAGCGACGCUCUCAAAGCUUUUUACGGACAAGCCGCCUAUCAAGACCUUCGCAGAGCUUUAUGCCCCGGAGAUCGACCCCACGUUUGACACCCAGUCUUGGGACGUGGUUUGCUGCUGCGAACUUCUGAACUGCCUCAGCCGAACCAUCGAGCUGGGCCCGGACGAGGUGGUGAUCCGCACCGUGCGCGGCCUGGAUCGCGCCACCAUCAUUGAGCGCCGACCCUACGCGCAGAUCGACGACGUGCAGAAGGAGAACGCCUGCGGCUGUUGCGUGAACAUGAAAGCUGGGGAGCUCAUCAAGGAGCCGAUCAGCAAUGGUGCAGGGUGCGAUGACGCCACCAUCACAGCGAUGGUUGUCAACGAGCUCAAGAGACGUAUCGAAGUCCGGGGCAACAUCGGGCAGAUGAAGAAGCUGGAGUCAAUCAUGAAGAAGGUGGAUGACCUCCGAGUCCUCAUGGUGGUUCUGCAGGACGCUCUGGGGAUGGAGACGCAGUAUCCGCCCGGAGCCACUGCCCUCGCGGAGCUCUACGGUAAGACGCCGGAGCUGCCCGCCAUUAGGCCGCAUGCGAAGCCAUCAGAGGAGUUCCCGGUGAGGGAGUUUGAGGUCACAAACUCGUGCGAGUCCUUGUUCUGCUGCUGCACCCAGAAGGACAACAUGACCUUGGAGCCGGACAAGAUGGUUCUCAAGAAGACCAACUGCAUGGGCGAAUCCGUGAACAGCAUGCCUUACGCGCAGUUGCAGUCCGUGGAUGAGGGCCGCUGCUGUUAUUGCUGCCGCGGGGUAAAUGGCAUCAUCCCGGGCUGCGGGUGCGCCGGGGACAAGGUCGCGGACCUCGCGCAGGAGCUGCAGCAGCGCAAGUUGGGGCGCGGUGACGUGGCCCAGCUGAAGAACCAGGAGAACACCAUGCUCAACGCGGUUGAGCUGUCCGUGCGCACGAACACCGUCAUGACGAAGAGAGAAGGCGUCCAGUUUCCGCCCAGCCAGGAGAGACUAUGA